Daucus carota subsp. sativus is the source of this 1624-nucleotide messenger RNA. RefSeq lists its product as uncharacterized. The coding region runs from base 115 to 1446 and encodes 443 amino acids. The record is from RefSeq and is a predicted model, not a curated record. The transcript is spliced from 9 exons. Gene Ontology annotation, molecular function: GTPase activator activity. NCBI's taxonomy places the organism in Eukaryota, Viridiplantae, Streptophyta, Magnoliopsida, Apiales, Apiaceae. Gene Ontology annotation, biological process: intracellular protein transport; activation of GTPase activity.
AACCGAACUCACUCGUCCUCUCUCCUCAACAACUAAAAAACCUCGCGAAGUGUGAAAAAUGAAAUGAAUUCCCCACCUAUACAUACACACAAUUCCCAAACUACCUAACAAUCGAUGGUGAAAAAGCAGCUGCCUGAUUGGCUCAACAGCUCUCUCUGGUCCUCCAAUCCGCCUCCACCGCCGGCCGAUGACCCCUCUCCUUCCGAUCACUCUCCGUUUGACCGGAAACCGGUUGUUCCGGUGACUCCGCCAGGGGCGAUUGAACCGCCGGAGCCGGUGAAAGUUGAGGCGAGUGAUCCGUUGCUUGAUGAUGCUGUUAGUGAUCAUCAGGAUGAGUUUGAGAAUGGUGCUAGUUCGGUGAGUUCUGUGGUGGAAGAUGCUUCGAAACAGGCUCAGCUCUUACACGAGAUUUCGAACAAGGUUAUCAGUUUGACUGAAUUGCGGAGACUUGCGUCACAGGGUAUACCUGAUGGUGCCGGCGUCAGAAGUGCGGUUUGGAAGUUGCUAUUGGGGUAUCUCCCGGGUGAUCGAGCGCUUUGGCCUUCUGAAUUGGCCAAGAAGAGGUCUCAAUACAAGAACUUCAAAGAUGAGCUUUUGUUGAAUCCUUCAGAAAUCGCAAGGAACAAGGGUAACUCCAUCAAUUUAGACCCUGAUGAAACAAGGAAGGAGAACAAAGGUUUACUUUCAAGAUCAGAAAUCAGCCAUGAUGAGCAUCCUUUAAGCCUAGGGACAACAAGCGCCUGGAAUAAGUUCUUCCAGGACACUGAGAUCAUUGAACAGAUUGACCGUGAUGUGAUGCGUACUCAUCCUGACCUUCAUUUUUUCUCCGGAGACUCGCAGUUUGCAAAAUCUAAUCAGGAGGCUCUGCGAAGUAUAUUGAUCAUAUUUGCCAAAUUGAAUCCUGGUAUCAGAUAUGUCCAAGGCAUGAAUGAAGUGUUGGCGCCUUUGUAUUAUGUGUUCAAAAACGACCCCGCCGAGGAAAAUGCAUCCUCCGCGGAAGCAGACACAUUCUUUUGUUUUGUGGAACUGAUCAGUGGAUUCCGCGACAAUUUCUGCCAGCAACUUGACAAUAGUGUAGUGGGUAUACGAUCCACGAUUACAAAGAUGUCACAGCUUUUGAAAGAGCAUGACGAAGAACUCUGGCGCCAUCUUGAGGUCACAUGUAAAGUAAAUCCCCAGUUUUAUGCAUUUAGAUGGAUCACCCUCCUAUUAACCCAAGAAUUCAAUUUUGCGGACAGUCUUCACAUUUGGGAUACACUCUUAAGUGAUCCCGAAGGUCCUCAAGAGACAUUGCUCCGGGUUUGCUGUGCAAUGCUUAUUCUUGUGCGGAGGCGUUUACUUGCCGGCGACUUCACCUCUAAUCUCAAGCUGCUACAAAAUUAUCCAUCAUCAAACAUUAGCCACCUGCUUUAUGUUGCCAAUAAGUUGCGGUCUCAUCCUGGCUAGAGCAGGUGCUUACCCUAUAAAGACACUGUACUUUAUAAUUGUGUUAGUUUGGUGUUUCUAUAACUAGUUCUAGGUGGAUGUAAAUGUAUUUAGUUGCAAUACCUUUCUGUCUAAAUAAUUAUUUGUCUGUGUAUUCACAAAACAAUUUUUUCGUCAAUUAAUAUUAUGUUUAAUAAAA